AAAAAAAUGCAUUUUUCCUUUAAAUUUGUUUCAACAUGAAAAAAAUGAAUCGAAGAAAUUCAAGCGUUCAUCAUAUGAAUUAUGAUUGAUGAUCUGUUUGUGUUGCUAAUGUGUGUUAAAGGCUCGUUGGUUUCAGUUCAUUUGAAUUGAUGGGAUUGGAUCAUAUUUAAGAAUCAUUAAGGAUGGAGAUUGAAUUAGACGAAGAUAUGGUACAAGUCGAUGGCUGUGAAUCGCCUACGAACGAUUUCAACAGUAUCAUUGGACACAUUGAGGAUAUUGUGAUUAGCGACAAAUUUCAAGAGGUCCAAACGGAAUUCUUGGAGAAAAAUUGCAUGCUAUUCACAAAUGAAGAGGAAAAUAAGAUUUACUACAUGGAUAUCUUCAAUCAAUACACAAAAUUAAUUGAAGAGUUUAUUUUGGACAGUUUAAAUAACAUUGCACCUGACAUUGAUAUGGACUCAUUUCUGUCUGAGCUGAGAACAACAGCGACUCAGUUCGAUGGUGAAAUCUACGAAUUUUUAUUUUCAUUGAGUGAUUUCCAAACGUUCAAAUCGUUGAUGUUGGACUUUAAAGAGUACAAAUUGAAUCGGAGUAAUUUUUCAGCACUCGAUGAAUGCUUUAAAAUCACGAAGCUCUGA
Sitodiplosis mosellana (orange wheat blossom midge) is the source of this 638-nucleotide messenger RNA. Its product is annotated as ADP-ribosylation factor-like protein 2-binding protein. Gene Ontology annotation, biological process: positive regulation of tyrosine phosphorylation of STAT protein; maintenance of protein location in nucleus. The record is from RefSeq and is a predicted model, not a curated record. Gene Ontology annotation, cellular component: mitochondrial intermembrane space. Lineage: Eukaryota; Metazoa; Arthropoda; Insecta; Diptera; Cecidomyiidae. Bases 183 to 638 code for a protein of 151 amino acids. The transcript has 4 exons.